CUCAAAUCUCUAACCUAAAUUAAGGGAGGCCCUCGGAUCCGUAGGUCUAUUUUCUCGCCAAACAAAGCGGUGGACAGAAGUUUCGUUUUCCUCUGUUUUUUUUUCCCUUCUUUGCGAGCGAUUUAUACAGCCUGCCCCUCUCCGACUUUGUGACUUUGUGACAAUUUGUGAGAGAUCAUGGGGCGUGGUGGUUAUUAUCGACGGAGGGCUGAAAGGCGUGGGCCAUUUUGGUCUCCUGAUCCAGACGAGACUAGAGAGAGGUUAAUUAAAGCUGCAGCUGCCGAGGGUUUUACUAGUAUGGCGGAAUAUUCUAUGCACCUGCUGCUACCUAACAUUUCUACAAGAUGCAAGUACCUUUCCAAAAUCUUGGAAGAGUGUAUGAGCAAAUAUGGCAACGAAAGCCACGAAUGUGAAAUGAGGAGGGAGUACUUUGAUUCUAUGUGUGGGGAUGUGAAGAAAGGUGCCUAAGUUCUUGCUCUGGUAUGGUUCGUUUACACAACAUUUGGUUUUGUGGCUUCUACUCGGCUGUUUUUGUCCAGUGUUUUCUAGGUAUUUUGAAAUGAAUUUGAGGAUGUAUUACCCUAUAUGAGCAAUAAUAUUUGCCUCAGGAAGAUCUGAAUAUAAAAGUUUCAGUAGCUGGUUUUCAUUAUCAGUAUGAUACACCUUGUAUUCUUGUUGUAGUGGUUCUUCUCUUUGUUCCUUUAGGCAUUUUUAUGUGAAUUUUUGUGGGUCUGUAAGUUACUUCAUAUGUGGUUAACUUUAGCGGUUAGGGACUUGCAGAUUUCUGAUAGAAGGCUUGCCUUUGGGUGUGUAGUUGGAGGCUUUGGUACGGUCCCAUGGUAAAGUUUUUCUUGGACUUCCACUUUGCAAGAGGAUUGGUUAAUAAUAAAUCAGGGUUUUGG
Ilex paraguariensis (yerba mate) is the source of this 902-nucleotide messenger RNA. Lineage: Eukaryota; Viridiplantae; Streptophyta; Magnoliopsida; Aquifoliales; Aquifoliaceae. The record is from the annotation of a GenBank genome assembly.